Molecule: messenger RNA, 2329 nt
Organism: Lepisosteus oculatus (spotted gar)
Lineage: Eukaryota; Metazoa; Chordata; Actinopteri; Semionotiformes; Lepisosteidae
Source: RefSeq, a predicted model, not a curated record
UGUAACAAAGGACAAUUGGUUUGGUAUUACUUGAGCAUAAAACAGGAUUGAUUACAAGCAACACAUAUUGUGUUGCAGUGGGAAGUAAUCAAGUUAAGACUGACGUUUAUGUACAGUGUAAUGUAUUAACACUGUAAAUAAUAGUGAGGCAGUUCAGAAGGUCUGCCUGUGUAACCUCUUGGAGGCAAUAAAGCAGUUACUCUUGCCAGUUGCUGAAUUAAGACAAUACUUAAAAAAUACCUGUAAAGUUAAAUAUGGGGAGAGCAAGACUCCCCCUAUGUACUUUCUUGCAUAAGCUAUUCAAAACAUAGCUAAUAUGAAUUAACACAAAAUUAAACAUCAUCACAGGCAUUGAGAGCUUAUUAACUAUAGAGCUGAAUGUGCCUCAACUGCCAACUGCACAGGCACAAGCAGCAUGCCAGACCAUAGAAUGGAAGUACUGUCUGCCGAAAUGUCUUUUUUGUAGAUCUUUGCAGUGCCCGAUACAUAUAAAAACACACAGAACUGUUUCUGUAAAUGCUGCCUUGGCUCAAUGCCACAGCUGCAGUUACAGAGCUUGGCUACAGAGCCUACAACAAGUGUACCGAAAACACGAUCACUCCUCAGAUCCAGAUAAAGUGGUCUCCAGCACUCUGAGAGUAAUGAAUUGAUAAAAAGCAGAAAACAGAAAACCGGGAGCAAGUAAUGAAGACAAGCUCUUCUGCCUUUGCUUUCCUUGUGCCUUUGCUUCCAUCCAGAAACCCACCAUGGCGCUGUGGCUGAUGACUCGCCGAUGACCAGUUCACGGGCUCGAUGGAGACGAACGUGGUGAUCAGACAUGAUGGCCAGAUCAUGUGGGACUCUCCAGCCAUCACCAAGAGCUCCUGCAAGGUGGAUGUCUCCUUCUUCCCCUUUGAUGCCCAGCAGUGUCGGCUGACCUUUGGCUCCUGGACAUACAAUGGCAAUCAAAUCGAUAUCCUGAAUGCGCUGGACACCGGGGAUCUGACUGAUUUCGUGGAGAAUGUGGAGUGGGAAGUCCUAGGCAUGCCGGCCAAGAAGAGUGUUAUCCUGUAUGGUUGCUGCUCUGAUCCCUACCCCGAUGUUACUUACACUCUCAAUCUGAAGAGGAGGGCUUCCUUCUACGUCUUCAACUUGCUCAUCCCCUGUGUCAUGAUCUCCUUUCUGGCCCCGCUUGGUUUCUACCUUCCUGCAGAUUCUGGGGAGAAGGUUUCCCUGGGAGUCACUGUGCUGCUGGCUCUCACUGUCUUUCAGCUGCUGGUUGCUGAGAGCAUGCCCCCUUCGGAGAAUGUGCCACUCAUUGGAAAAUACUACAUUGCCACAAUGACCAUGAUUACUGCCUCAACUGCGUUGACCAUUUUCAUCAUGAAUAUCCACCACUGCGGCCCGGAAGCCAAGCCAGUACCCAGAUGGGCCAAAAAGGUCAUCCUGCAGUAUAUGGCCAGAAUCUUCUUUGUGUAUGAAGUGGGUGAGAACUGCACCAGCCCCCAGCCCGAAAAACCAGAGCCCAGUUCUCAGACCAGCACGGGCUGGACCAUGAAUGGACAAGCCAGGAAAGACGACUUUGUGCUGAAGGUGAGGAGGAGUCAAGAGGGCCUGGCUCAAAAGAUUCAGGCCCUCAAAGACGAGAUAGAGCAGGGUGUGAGCCCCGAUGGUACUGGUGGGGAACACCCCACCAAAACCUACGGCUCCUGGAAGGAGGAGGGGACAUUUGUCAGUUUAGACCACGGAGACUUGAAUGGUAGAGGAGGAAGUGUUAAAGGUAAGGAGGCAGUUUGCAAAGCCCAGUGUCUGUGCCACCAUCAGCAGCUAUUAAGGAACAUUGAAUACAUCGCCAAUUUCUACCGAGACCAGAGGGCCACCCAGAAAAGGACUGGUGAGUGGAAGAAGGUGGCCAAGGUCAUGGACCGCUUCUUCAUGUGGAUCUUCUUCAUCAUGGUGUUCUUCAUGAGCUUGCUCAUCAUGGGAAAGGCCUUAUGAGGGAUGAAGAAUGGGCAAAAACCAUUGAAAUGACUGUUGACCAUUCAGUUGGAAAAUUAAUGUCUCAGUAGUAAACAUCCGUGGAAAGCAGUAAGAAACUAAGGGGUUACUUUUGUUUUGGUCUAAGUCUUAGAGCACUGUUACCAAGUAGUUUCUCCCAACUUUCUAAUGCUGUUCCGAAUUAGGUUGAGCAACCAGUUUCUGGCGAAUAUCAAGCCAAAAGAACCACCUUCCCAAUGUCCCAAAAACCAAUAAAUAACUGAAUUGCAAAAGAAUGAAAAUAUGCUUUCUGAAAGUAUUACUUAUGUGUAUUAUGAAAAAUGUAAUAAAGUACCUUCCUUUUUAUAAUGUA